AUGACCUCGGACUGGGUUGGAAAUCGUUUAUUAUUAGUAUUCGGUCAGGCCCUCUACCAACUCGUUUUGGAUGAUUUCACAGAGACCUCGUCAUCGCUUGGGCCAAAGAAGUUGUUUAACCUCACUACCGGGGCGACGGACGCUAAACAGCUUACAUUCGAUCCGUUCAAAAACACCGCUUAUCUAUUGACGAAAAACGGGUCACUCUUCUCACUGAACCUCUCGAGAGGUCACGAAAGAAACUUGGCCUCGGCAGUACGCUGUCUGACUAAUCAAACAGUGACAUGGAUGACGACAGAAUUCGCUUGGAACAGACCCUCUUCUCCUAAAAUAUAUGCGCUCACAUGGAAUGGAUUGGUAGUGAUUGAUGUGGAAGAAAACAACAAGUGCAACGAAGUACGCAUUGAUUGGGAAAAAUUUGGAGAUCGAUCUUGUUUCAUAUUGCCAUCGUCAGCAGGAAUACAAUUCACUGUUGCAAAUAACGGUAAAACAGGAGCUGUCGUGGAAAUGUCGAAACCGCCCCCUCCAAACAUCUGCCACGGGAUAUCAUUACCGCAAACACGAUAUGAUGUUAGUUCCUUCAGCUGAAA
Molecule: messenger RNA, 590 nt
Organism: Cylicostephanus goldi
Lineage: Eukaryota; Metazoa; Nematoda; Chromadorea; Rhabditida; Strongylidae
Source: the annotation of a GenBank genome assembly